AUGGACGUGGGCAAGCUGUUUCAGCUGCCGACCGUGUCUUCAUCGGCGGUGAACAAGCGCAAGUGGGGCGCGCCGCCCGCCGGCGCCGCGCCGCCCGCGGCCGCGGUCACGGACACGGACGCGGACGCGGACCGCGACGAAGGCGUCGCACGGGCAGCGCCCGAACUGAAACGCACGCGCGUGGACGACGGCGAAGAGCUGUACGACGGCGAGCCUGAUGACGGUGACGACGAGGAGGGCGGCCGGUUCUUUGGUGGCGGGCUCACGGACGAGCAGGAGCGCAUCCUCGAGAUUAUGAACCGCCACGCGACGGACGGCGCCGAGAGCGGCGCGCGCGCUGCCGACGACGUCGCAGAGACGCGCCAGCUGCUCGUGCGGCUUGAGCGGGCGAUUGAGAAGAACCAGGCCAUGCGCCUCAAGUUCCCCGACGAUCCCCGCCGCUUCAUCGACUCGGAGGCCGACCUGGACAGUGCGCUGCGUGCCCUGGUCCUGCUGACCACGAACGCGGGUGCGCUGUACCCUGUGCUCGUUCACCAGGGGUCCGCCGCGAGCGUCGUGGGUCUCCUCGCGCAUGAGAAUGCGGACAUGGCGGCCGCCGCCAUCCAGGUUCUGGAGGAGCUCACCGACGACGAUGUGGUGGACGCCGCCGACGAGGCAGGCGCAGCGGCGAUGCAGGCGCUCGUGGAUGUGCUGCUGAAGCACCAGGUGCUGGAACUGCUCGUCUCGAAUUUGAAGCGCUUCCACGAUACGCCGCCCGCGUCAGACGAUGCAGCGGCGAUGGAAAACUACGAGAGCGACCGGCAGGCCGUGUACCACACGCUGAGCGUGCUGGAGAAUCUCGUGUCGCUGCGCCCGGGCGUCGCCGAGGACCUGGGCCGCACGACGCCGCUGCUCGCGUGGCUGCUUACGCGCAUGCACCGCGCAGGCCGCCUGGACCAGAACCAGGCGUAUGCGGCAGAACUGCUCGCGAUCCUGCUGCACGACAGCGACGCGAACCGCGCGGCGCUCGCGCGUGUCCAGGGCGUCGAUACGCUCCUCCAAGUCCUCGCGCGUUACCGGCACGCGGACCCGCGCGAUGCGGAAGAAGGCGAGUUCCUCGAGAAUGCCGUCGACGCGCUGUGUGCGGCGCUCGCCGUGCGCGAAAACCGCGCACAGCUCCUCGAGGCCGAGGGCCUCGAGCUGAUGAUCCUGCUGCUCAGGGCCAAGCGCCAGGCGCGCAGCGGUGCUCUCAAAGUACUCGAUCACGCGCUCAGUGACGCAGAGGGCGGCGCCGCGUGUCUGCACUUUGUCGAGGCGCUUGGACUGCGAGCGCUGUGCCCCGUUCUCAUGCGGCCCAUGGACGGAAAAGGCGCGCUGCGUGCACAGGACAUGGAGCACCUGCUUGGCGUCUUUGCGGCCCUCCUGCACAACCUCGACUCGGACAGUGCACAACGCGCGCGUGUGAUCGCCAAGUUUGUGGAGCAGGACUAUGCCAAGACGGACCGCCUCCUCGCGCUGCGGGCAGCUGCCGCCGAGCGUGUGCAGGCGGCGGAGCCGCGCGUGGCCGAGGAGCAGGCGGUGCUCGCCGCUGAGGGUAUCGAACCGGCCGAUAUCGACGCGCUCGUGUAUGCGCGGCGCCUCGAGGGGGGACUGUACGCGCUGCAGCUGCUGGACUAUGUGCUCGCAUGGCUCGCCAUGGAAGACGACGGCGUACGUACCGCCUACUUACCUCAGAUCCAGGCGCACAUGGCCGAGCAAAAGAGCGUGCCCUGGGCCGACAUUGUGGCGACGCUGGACGUGUACGCCGCGCACAUGGACUCGGCACGCACGGCGGCCUCGGGCGACGCCCUCGUCGACAUUAUUCGCGCGCUGCGCGCGUACCUGGCGGCGCUUUCGCCUCCACGUGCGUGA
Malassezia sympodialis ATCC 42132 is the source of this 1890-nucleotide messenger RNA. RefSeq lists its product as uncharacterized. The record is from RefSeq and is a predicted model, not a curated record. Gene Ontology annotation, cellular component: spliceosomal complex. The transcript is spliced from 2 exons. Lineage: Eukaryota; Fungi; Basidiomycota; Malasseziomycetes; Malasseziales; Malasseziaceae. Bases 1 to 1890 code for a protein of 629 amino acids.